GGAGCGCAUUUGACAAAAACUUUCGCGGCUGUUGGGUACUCGCGGACCUGAUAUUUCUGUGUUUGGUGAGAACGGAAACAACGAGUAAAAUGUAUUUUACUUACUUUUCGAAAGUAGAUAUUCACAAAAAUAAAAUGUGCUGUUAAAUUUUUAAGUACAUCUUAACGAAUUAUUUCGAAAAUAAUUUGAUUGCGAAAUUAAAUUCAUGUUUAUACGCUGUUGUUUUCAUCGUUCUUGUGAUUUUCAGAAGAAAAAUGAAGCCAAACUUGAGAACAAAGCAAGAAAAAAUGUUGAUAAUUUUCGCUAAAUAAAAUUAUUUCCCUUGAAAUAAAAAUUGGCGUCUAAACUUAUCGGGAAACAAAUAAAAUGUUGAAAAGAAGGCAACCAAAAGUGAGGAAUAUUUGAAAAAAACAACCGUAUCACCUAUUUCGCUUCGAGACCUGUGAACGGUUUUCUUUGCAUGCGCCUUUAAGAUUAUGAUAGAAAACAUUAUUUUUGUUUUUGUUUUCAGUACUGCAGUUUUAUGGAUUCAAUUGACAACUCCACAACAAUAAUAAGGAAGAAUUUGAACCGAUUCAUACGAGAACUGACAGAUGAUGGAAAGUUGGACUUUGAAUCAAUACCAUAUCAAAAUUUGCAAAAAGAAGUGGCAAAUCAGGACGAAGAAGGCUGCGAGAAUGUGAUAGAAGUAUUGCUGGAUACUACAAGCAGAUCAGGAUGUCCCGAUAGGAAACUAAUUCUGCAACUGUUCAAUAGCUUCUUCUUACAAUUUCCAAUAUUUCGGGAAAAUCUACUCAAUGAUCCAUCAGAAUUUCUCGAAUUAAUGUUCGAAACAAACCCAAUUCGUAACCCACUCCCUGGUUCGAAAAAACAUGGAAAUGAGCUGAAAGUCGAAGCGAUAACAGUGAUUAAAAGCUGGGAAAAGGAGAAGUGUGUGAAGAACGAUGCAAGAAUGAAAUGUUUGGUGGUGACGUUGAAGAAGACAAAAUUUGUAGACUAUGAAAAUGGAGCUAAGAAAAUUGAAGCGGAAAGAAAACGAAAAAAGAUUUUGGAAGAAAGAAAAAUGAAAAUGAUUGAGAAUUCAGUCAACGUCUAUUCUUCAAAAUACCACGAGAUAAAAAACGAUGCGGAGACACUGUCAAUGGAACUCACAACUACAAUGCAAAUGCUUGUUCCAUCAUUCACUACAGCAGAUCCUGAAGUUCCCAGCACAUCAACUUCAACACCUUCUGCAAUUUCGGACUCAAAAAGUUUCGAGAUUUUCAUUCCGGAUUUGACUCCAGAAAUCUCUGUUUCCUCGGAAAAUGAUGCUAUUGUUGAGGCGUUUCUUGGUGCAAAACUUUCGUUGAUUCAUCGAGUUCAGACGCUCCGAAAACUAGUAAAACGACUACAACUGUUAAAACAACCUGGAGAAAAACUUGCCCAAGAAAUUAUAGAUUAUAGAGAUGGUAUCAAGAAUUUAGUGCUGAAAGCCGAUGAGUUGAGAAUUAUAAAUCCACGACCUCCAAAGAAUAAACGAAAAAAGUCUGAUGACGAUUUUAUCGACGUGGAUAUUUCGAUCGAUGACAUACUUAUGGUUCAAUAUGCUGAAAAGUUGGAGGUAGAUGUCAAAUCGAAAGAUGAAUCGGAAAAAAUCACUGAAAGCCCCGAAAAACACAAAAUUGAAAUGAAAAACGAGAAACCUGUAAAAAUCAAGACGGUACCAUUCGGGCUUGACCUAAAAUACUGGGGAGAGGAGAGAAAAGAUGUUGAAGUUCCGAAAAACAAUGCAGAUUGCCAUAGAUUCUGGAGGUCGGCCGAUGAAGGAACUGUUGCUGGGAAAGCACAACAAAGCAUCUACACUCAACGACAAUAUACGUUUAUUGGAAAAGCUCCAGACAAUCGGAAAGUCUGUUUGGCAAAGAUGAAGAGUGGAAAGCUUUGUCCGAGAAAAGACUAUUACACAUGCCCUCUUCAUGGAAAAAUUGUAGAUCGCGAUGACGAGGGGAGACCCAUUAACGAGGAGGAUCGGCUUGAAGAAAAUUACAGAAAAGAGCAAAACCAUCUGAAGGAAGCAGACAAGAUCCGGCAGAUGAUCGAAAAGGAAUACGAAUCAAAAACGAAACGGCGAAAGAAGCACGACGUGGAUACAACUGCCUCGGAAGAUGUUAGAAAUCGGCUUCAGAAGAAGCUGCUGGACCCGAAAACCAUCCAAAGAGUGUCCGCUGAUCUAGAUGCAUCGAGGAAAAAUCGUCUAGAAAAAAAUUUUGGUCAACAGUUUUCUCAUUUUUAAUACGGUUUUUUGUUAAAAUUUAGAAAAAUAAAGUAAAUAUUUAAAAUCUUAUU
Molecule: messenger RNA, 2325 nt
Organism: Caenorhabditis elegans
Lineage: Eukaryota; Metazoa; Nematoda; Chromadorea; Rhabditida; Rhabditidae
Gene: uvs-1
Product: UV-stimulated scaffold protein A homolog
Exons: 8
Coding region: 524-2272 (582 amino acids)
Biological process (GO): response to UV
Cellular component (GO): chromosome
Source: RefSeq, marked reviewed